Messenger RNA from Mytilus trossulus (common blue mussel), 1668 nucleotides. RefSeq lists its product as uncharacterized. The transcript has a single exon. The coding region runs from base 1 to 1668 and encodes 555 amino acids. The record is from RefSeq and is a predicted model, not a curated record. Gene Ontology annotation, molecular function: zinc ion binding; ubiquitin protein ligase activity. NCBI's taxonomy places the organism in Eukaryota, Metazoa, Mollusca, Bivalvia, Mytilida, Mytilidae.
AUGACUACCGUUAUACCUUGUGGUCCAUGUUUGUACGAUGAUACCCAUCAGAAUGCUAGAAAAUGGUGCACCAGUUGUGAGGAGGGUUUAUGUGAAGAAUGUGAGAAAAAUCACAGGAAAACCAAAACAACAAGGGACCAUAAACUUAUCUCGAUUGACGAUUACAGAAAGAUAGCAGAUGUUCCAGUCUCUUUAACCUGCAGCGUCCAUGACAAGAAACUAGAGUGGUUCUGUAAAUCCCACGAUCAAUCACUUUGUGUUUUUUGUUUGCCAAGUAAACACGGAUCAUGUUCGGAUGUUAUACCAAUAGAUGUUGCUGCUACAAAUGCAACACAAUCCACCGCUAUAUCCGAAUUGCAGGAGGCAAUCGAGGCAACAUUGCGUAACAUUACACUAUGCAUCAACAAUAGAAAUACUACCAAAAAUGAUAUUAAAAAGCAAGAAAAAGAUAUAAGGACGACUAUACGAGAUACACGGACAAAAAUAAAUAGUCACUUAGACGAGCUGGAAGAAACGUUUAUCCAAACAUUGGUUAUCGCAUCAGAAUCGUGCAGUUCGAAAUGUAAUAAGUUUCUACAACAGUUAAUUACACAAGAGGAAAAGCUUAUCAAACUUAAAGAUCAAGUAUUGCAGAUGAAAGAGUAUGCUUCCGACUUACAAGUAUUUCUUGGAACGCGUCAAACUGACAAAUUGGUUAUGAGAGAAAAGGAAUCCAUUAAGACUGCAUCUGAUUGUAUUUAUGAUUACAAAUUCAAUCUGGUUCUGAACAGUGAUAUUCAGAAAUUAUCAAAUGGAGUAAUCAAAGAGUUUGGAGAAAUUCAAGUCACUGAACACACCUCAAAUUUAUACAUUAGAGAACAAAAAAUAGAGCAGGCACAAAUGCAACAAAAUGUAAAAUCCGCAAGAAAUGUCGCUGACGUAAAACUCCAAUUAAUAACUAAAGUUGAUAUCAAAAAAGAAGGAAAUAUGUAUAUAACAGGUUGUGCUAUAUUGCCUGGUGGAAAUCUAUUGUUUUCGAAUUACAGAAACAAAAAACUAUUGGAGUACAGUGUAGAAGGUACCUACAUCGGCAGUAUUCAAGUUUCUGCUGCUCCGUAUGAUAUCACAGUGCUAGAUUCUGAUCGCAUUGCAAUCUCAUACGGAGAAUACAAAUUCUUCGAAAUAUUUAAUUAUCGAAAAAGUCUGGUUGACAAGAAAAUACAGACCGGAGAGCAUUGCUGGGGAUUGAGUCAGUCAAAUGGUAACAUUUAUGUCGUAUGUGAGAACGUAGAGGUUUUUGAUAUUAAUGGGAAAAAACUACGUUCUUUAAAUGCAGAAGCUUAUGAAUACAUCUCCGCGUCCAAAAACAACUUCUUCUGUUCGGACGAUUUACAUAGCACUGUAUGUUGUUAUGAUAUGAAUGGAAAAGAAGUAUGGAAGUUUCGAGAUGAUUCUCUGGAGUAUCCUUACGGCGUAGCAAAUGAUUGUUGUGGCAACGUUUUCGUUGCUUGUCGUACAUCAAAAAACCUGAUAAUUAUACAACACGAUGGGAAAACAUAUAAAAACUUGCUUGAUAACGAAGAUAAUUCUUUUCUGCGAGCUGUAUGCUAUAAUGAAGACAAAAACACUCUACUUUACUGCGAUGAACAAGGUGAUCAUUGUGCAUUGUAUAAAGUAUUGUAUAAGUAG